GGCGCUUUGAGCCUUGAGGAGGGAACAUGGAGCCAGUUGCAGGUGAAGUCGAGUUGUAGACGAGGAAAUCAGCUGCUCGGCUCACAUGGGAGCCACGUAGCCGGGGUUGCAAUGCGGGAUGAGAAGUCCCAGUGUCCGCCAUGACUCUGAGAUCCACGCUGUUCCCAGAGACCGGAUCCAAGCGGAGCACCGACAGCAUCGACUUCGACAUCGGGCACUUCGGCACCGUGAGCCCGCUGGUGCUGCGGAGGGAGCCCUUCGUCCUCCAUGUGCAGGACGUGCCGGGCGGACCCGACCCGAGCCAGGCACAGGUCCGAGACCAGGUUUACAUGACCAGCAAAGCUGCCCCGGCCGCCACAGUUGCAGAAGCAGUUCAGGGUGACAAUAAAACUGUGGGGGUGUUGUCCCCUGUCAGACCGAUGGGGGGUGAGGGAACCCCGGUGAAAGGUAAACCCCUCUCUGUGGACAACAUGGAGAACCCUCAGAUGGCUGUGAACAAUAACCCCAAGGAGGCCGGUGCCGAGGACAGCGGCAAGGGGGUCGUCCCCGGAGUCGUCGGCACGGCGUCCAUCGAGCUCUCGUCUGAGGGCAAGUGGAGGAACAUCAGGAAGACUCCGGCCAACCCGCACACGCAGGCCAACUGCCUCCGACAGAUCCUGCUCCUGCAGCUGGACCUCAUCGAGCAGCAGCAGCAGCAGCUCCAGGCCAAGGACAAGGAGAUAGAUGAGCUCAAAGCCGACAAAGAGACCCUGCUCGCUCGCAUUGAGCGCAUGGAGCGUCGCCUUCAGCUCACGAGAAAGGACCCACCCCGGGACAAGCGACUGUUCCAGCCCCUGGAGCCGUGGACCCCCGACAAAGAGGACAUGUGGGAUCUGGAUGUGGAGGAGAGUCCACAGCCCAACCAAGCCAACCCACUCCCCUUCAGUCGGGGUGGCAAAGGUCAAAAGAGGAAGUCUUGUUUUGGAGAUGCAAAAGUCCAGAAAUCCCGGGGCAAGAGUGCAAAGCUGAGUCCCCACAAAGCUGAGAUGCAGCCCGGGUCUCCUAAUCAGAGGGAGCUGCGGAGUAAGGAAACCCCCGAGAAGAUGGGUCCCAUGAGGUCUGGGGCCGAAAGGGACAUUCUGCUUCCGUGCAAAGAGGAGCCGGAGCUGAACUGCGAGAUGGAAGAGCUGCCCUUCAUGUCUACCACAGAGAUGUAUCUGUGUUGCUGGAACCAACCUCCUCUCUCCCCUCUGCGGGAGACUUCUCCUAAAAAGGAGGAAGAGGUGGCCAGUGAGUGGACUCCUCAUGUAGUUCAUGAUAUGCUGAUUGUUUUUCCAUCCUGGAGAGAAAACUACAUCGAGCCCUUGGAGGACGACUCCUCCAACUCCGUGGAGCCGAUGGAUGACGGCGUGUUUUUGAAACGCCAUGCGAAGCUCGAGUUGGAUGAAAAGAGGAGGAAAAGAUGGGACAUCCAGCGAAUCAGAGAGCAGCGCAUGUUCCAGCGUCUGCAGCAGCGCAUGAACAGGAAGAAGAUCGUCCAGGAAACCGAGCCGGAGGUUUCAUCCUUCUAUCCCGACAUCGAAGACGUUGAAGCUAUAGUGAUCACUCCUUUUUUGCCUGUGGUUGCGUUUGGACGGCCGUUGCCCAAACUCGCACAACAGAACUUUGAGCUGCCUUGGCUGGACGACCGGAGCCGCUGCCGCAUCGAGGUUCCCAAGAAACACACGCCUCACCGGACCUGUCGGAAGUGAAACCCACGUAGAGAGAGAGAAAACGCUCACGCCCUGAUUAGAAAACGCCACAUCUGUCUUGUCUGUGAUGGGGGGGUGUGGGGGGGAG
Molecule: messenger RNA, 1818 nt
Organism: Limanda limanda (common dab)
Lineage: Eukaryota; Metazoa; Chordata; Actinopteri; Pleuronectiformes; Pleuronectidae
Gene: msl1b
Product: MSL complex subunit 1b
Exons: 9
Coding region: 141-1730 (529 amino acids)
Cellular component (GO): MSL complex
Source: RefSeq, a predicted model, not a curated record